Messenger RNA from Mesocricetus auratus (golden hamster), 8634 nucleotides. It is a transcript of the gene Ptpn2, whose product is annotated as protein tyrosine phosphatase non-receptor type 2. NCBI's taxonomy places the organism in Eukaryota, Metazoa, Chordata, Mammalia, Rodentia, Cricetidae. The record is from RefSeq and is a predicted model, not a curated record. Gene Ontology annotation, biological process: protein dephosphorylation. Gene Ontology annotation, molecular function: protein tyrosine phosphatase activity. The transcript is spliced from 9 exons. The coding region runs from base 323 to 1498 and encodes 391 amino acids.
CGAGUGUUGGGAUUAAAGGCGUGUGCCACCACUGCCUAGCCACAGGAAUGAUUUCUAGGCAACAUACUAAAAUUAUUUUCCUCUAAAGCCUCUUGAGUAAGCUCAGCACAGUUCAAAUAACUCUUAGCACCACUGUCUUCUUUCAUGUUCCUCCUAGUAUGGCCCAUUAAGCAGUGCUUAAAGCCUUCUACUGCAUUCCUAACCCAGACUCCCAAAGUUCAAAAUUUCUCCAAACAGAAACGUGGUCCAGCCUAUCACAGCAAUACCAUAGUCCCUGGUAACAACUUCUGUCUUAGGAUUUCUAUUUCUGUGAAGAGACACCAUGGCCACAGCAAGUCUUAUAAAGGAAAUUCGAAAUGAGUCCCAUGACUAUCCUCAUAGAGUGGCCAAGUUUCCAGAAAACAGAAAUCGAAACAGAUACAGAGAUGUAAGCCCAUAUGAUCACAGUCGUGUUAAACUGCAAAGUACUGAAAAUGAUUAUAUUAAUGCCAGCUUAGUUGACAUAGAAGAGGCACAAAGAAGUUACAUCUUAACACAGGGUCCACUUCCUAACACGUGUUGCCACUUCUGGCUCAUGGUGUGGCAGCAGAAGACCAGAGCAGUUGUCAUGUUAAACCGAACUGUAGAGAAAGAAUCGGUUAAAUGUGCACAAUACUGGCCAACAGAUGACCGAGAGAUGCUGUUUAAGGAAACAGGAUUUAAUGUGAAACUCUUAUCUGAAGAUGUGAAGUCAUAUUAUACAGUCCAUCUACUGCAGUUAGAAAAUACCAAUAGUGGUGAAACCAGAACUAUAUCACACUUUCAUUAUACCACCUGGCCAGAUUUUGGAGUUCCUGAGUCACCAGCUUCAUUCCUAAAUUUCUUGUUUAAAGUUAGAGAGUCUGGCUCCUUGAACCCGGAGCAUGGACCUGCAGUGAUCCAUUGCAGUGCAGGCAUCGGGCGCUCUGGUACCUUCUCCCUCGUAGACACCUGUCUUGUUCUGAUGGAAAAAGGAGAGGAUGUUAAUGUGAAACAAGUAUUACUGAAUAUGAGAAAAUAUCGAAUGGGACUUAUUCAGACACCAGACCAGCUCAGAUUCUCCUAUAUGGCCAUAAUAGAAGGUGCAAAGUACAUACAAGGAGAUUCAAAUAUACAGAAACGGUGGAGAGAACUUUCUAAAGAAGAUUUGUCUCCUGUUCGUGAUCAUUCACAAAACAAAACAAUGACUGAAAAGUACAAUGGAAAAAGGAUAAGUUCAGAAGAGGAAAAACUAACAGAACUUUCUUCUAAGAUUCAAGAUAAUGUGGAAGAGAACAAUGAGAGUAUUCUACGGAAACGUAUUCGAGAGGACAGGAAGGCCACUACAGCUCAGAAGGUGCAGCAGAUGAAACAGAGGCUAAAUGAAACUGAACGAAAAAGAAAAAGGUGGUUAUAUUGGCAACCUAUUCUCACUAGGAUGGGGUUUGUGUCAGUCAUUUUGGUUGGUGCUUUGGUUGGCUGGUCACUGUUUUUUCAGUGACAUGUCCUAUAAAUAAACAGUUUUACCCAGCACCUUUAUGCACUGGCAGGUGACAGUGCUGCAUUAAUCUCAAGGGUUUGUUAGCAAAUGCCUCAUACCCCAAUAACGUUGCAGUAGAUUAGACAUCAACCAGAUAAGGGAUAUUUACAGUCACAAGCCCAACAUCUCAGGACUCAUCACUGCAGGUUCCUCUGAGACCCAAACUGUCAAUGACUCAAAGACAAAUGUGCUUGUUGAAAACUGUUACAUCUUACAGCUGUGCUUCACUGACCAAUAUUGAGAAAUCCUUAUUACAAGGAUUUGCUUUUGGAGGCUUUCUGGAUUUUAACCUGCACUUGAUAUAAGCAAUAAACAUUGUGUUUUUUUUUCUAUGUUAUCAAUGGAAAAAAAUAUCCUUUAAAUGAUGUGUGUAAUAUGUAAUAUACUGUUGAAAUGGGCAUUACAACUUUAUAUGCUUAACCAUUUUAGGGUAAAUAUAUUUUAUAAGUACUUAUUUAAUUUUACUUUUGUAGUUAAAUGUACUUUAAAAGUUCAAUUUGAAAAUAUGUUACCAUAGAAAAAUAAAUUGUAUGUUGACUCAGUUGUAUACUGAAUACAUUUUCCCUUUCCUAAACAGAAGUUUGGUAGAGGCAGUUGAAACUAUGAGCAAGCUAUUUCUACUACACAUUUUUAUUUCUUUUGUAUUUUAUGGUUUAUCUUAAUUUAAAAAGAAAAGCAAAGAAACAAAAUUUUUCUAAACAUGUUAUUGAAGGAAAAUUCUCCUUUCUGGGAUAGUCAAGUGAGAGUUGGUCAAGACUAACCUUAAAAAUAACAAAAAAUUGUAUUCUGCAGGACAUCACACAUAGUGCUCAAGAAGCUGAGGCAAGAGGUUCAAAAGUCUGAAGCCAGCCAAGGCCAUAUAGCAAGUUCCUAUCUUUAAGAAUAAGAACAGUGGAGGGGAGGCCAGAGAACACCAAGAAUAAAAUUGGUUCUUAGCCAUAUGUGAUGGCGCAAACCGGUGAUCUCAGCAUUGGGGAGAUAGAGGCAUAAGGGCCACAAGUUCAAGGCCAGCCAGGGCUGUAAGAAAUUGUCUCAAAAAACUGAAGUGGUUAAAAGAAAAGAAAUUGAUUUCUGUAAAGUAAAGCCCAUGCAUGAUUUACACUGUUCUUUUUUUUUUUGUGAAAAUGUUAAUGUAAUUACUCAAAUGGGAUAACUUAUUACUAGGUAAAAGGAGCCAGUGUUUUAUACUUACGAUUUCAGCUCAUUGGACUGAAAUUUUGAAGUAAAAAAAAAAUUCAAGUUCUUUCUAAGUUUAAUAAAUAGUACGAUGGUGUACAAAUUUACAUUGUCCCUUACCUUUGUAAUGAGUAUUUUUAAAGCAUGCAACCACUAAUAGGGUUUUGGUGGUUUCAAAGUCUGUGCUUUGGAUCUGUCAUCUAGGUGGUGGUCAGGUUCCAAACCACUAGGACAAUAUCUCAGCUUUAUCUCUUUCAUAUAUCAUGUAAGGUUGCAUUAUAAGGAUUAAUUACUUUAAACAAGACAGUUUAAUUCUGUUUGAAAACCACAGGUAUAGCUAGGAAUUGUGAAUGGCCUUGAGAAGCAGUUUUGAAUGUGCAAGUUCCAGGACAGCCUCCAAAACAAUACAGAGAAACCCUGUCUCGAAAACCAAAAAAAAAAAAAAAAUUCCAGUUAAAGUAGGACAAGGUGACAUACACCUUUAAUCCCAGCACUAAGGAGGCCAAGACUGGCAAAUUCCUGUGAUUUCCAGACUAGCCUGAUCUACAUAGAAAAUUCCAAGUCAGCCAGGAUACACACUGAGACCCUGUCUUGAAAGAAAGGAAUCCAAUUGAAGAUAGCUUCAACUUCAACAGCUUCUUAGAACAACAUACUGAUAAGGCUGUACUAGCCUUUCCCUGGAAGGAUGUGCCUUCUAGAGAUAGCAUUGAACACUGCUCUUUUUGCUUCUUGGUGUGUAGUUAGUGCUUCUCAGAACACAUUUGGUAUAGACUCCUCAGCGCAGGGCUUGUCUUUUUCCUGAGCAGAUCUUUAAGGGCUGGUUUUAACAACAGCAGCUUUAAAUAUUUAAACAUUUUUGUACUGCUUACUAAGUAUACAUGGCAUUUGACUGCAGUGCCCAUGGGCAUCAUCCUGCCUUGUAUGAAGUGAGGUGUACUAUGAUACUAUGCGUUCUUGAGUGCUCGCCAGAGAAGGGGAACUAGCAGUCUCUGGUGGUUCUGCAUCUUAAACCAUGUUCAUCAGUCUCGUGGUAUUUACUGACUUUAAUUAAUUUAGGAGUAGUGUGACUUCAAUCAAAUUCUGCCUUUCUUAAUAAAUUGGGAAAAGAAAAGGUAUUUUUAAAGGGCCUUAUUCACAAAAAAGAAUUCUUAAUUCCUAUCUCUUCCUGUCUUGAUUUAAUGUCAGUGUCUAUACCUGCGGUUAUAUAUGCCUUCCAAGGUACUGUGUUAUAUCUGCUUACUGAUUUCUAUCUAUGCUUGCUCAAACAUAAAAUGUAAAGAUACAGUUCUUUUUAAAUGUAUUUAUAUAUAAAGGCCAUUUGUCGUGUUCAGCUGAGACUCUUACACAUUUGUCAGGUUUUCUACAUCUUGUUCUUCUCUCUUUUUAUCCAUUUCAUUAUGUGUUAUGUUAGCAUUUGUACCAAAGAGUGAACAGGAAAAGUGAGAACUUGUGUAAUCAUUUUCUGUUGAAACAGCUGUGCUUUACAGGUGCAUCAGAGGAAAGAGUCCUAAUCUACGAGUUCACUUGACAUUCACUGGCUUGUUCUGUCUUAAAUAAACUAGAGUUGAUGUUAUGAAUUAAAAAAUAUGUCCACAUUUUUAGUUACAACAUGGGACAGCCCUCUCGUUUUCCAUCACUUUCUUGUGUGCUCUCAGCACCAGUUCCCGGGGUGAUGACCACCAUUUUUCUGCUAGGCACAGAAAGACCCCACUGAUUCCUUUGAAACUAUCUCUGGCUAGAUUCUACAUAGAGACUGGAACCUGAUGGUAUUAAACAUACUCUUAUUUGCCAUGGUAUAUAGUUCAUUUAACAAAUUUACAUUACUAGAUAUGCCAAUCAAGUCAUUUCACAGAUUAAAAAUAUACAUUGCCUUAAUUUUUACUUACAGAUACAAUUCUUUAUUUGUGGUGGAUGUUGGGUGUGUUUAUUGAUUAAUUCAUUUUUUGUUUUGUUUUGAGACAGGGCCUUGAUGUUUCCCAAGCUUGGCCUUAAUCUCCUCAGCUUAAGUGACUUCCUACUUGAACUUGUUGAGUAGCUAACACCACAGGCAAAUGAUACUGCACACAACUUUCUAAUAUAAAUCUUGAAACUUUUUUUAAAGCUGUAGUCUUAAGCCAGAUGUCCUUAGAUGUAUAGCCUGUUUCUUUAAAUGUUCAGAUAAGAUUUCAGACUUUUAGUCAAACCCUGUUCACAUUUCCUUCUAGUAGGCCCCAUCCCUGGGUCCUGAGGAGUAGCAUAUAUGGCCGUGGCAUGGAUUCUUGUGGUUUGGUGUCUCGUAGGAAGGAAGGGCUUGUGAGGGCUUUAAUCUGGAUGAACUUGGUCCAUAUGUUGAGUUUGGAACUAAUUGCCAAGAGAUGCACAUUUUGUUUAUAUGUCAACAGCUAAUAAAGUCUCUUACAUUUUUGAGCUUCCUUUAUAUAGCUUUGUCCCAGAAUCUUGUAUAUAUCUUUUUUUCCCCAAGUAUGAAUGUUUUUCCCUCAUUAAAAUUGUCAUUUCAUAACUUGAAAUUCAGGUCUUGGUUAUUGACAAUGGGUUACUCCAGAGGAGACCUGUUCUAUCUGUUAUUUCCUUGAAUUCACUUGAGGGGUCUGAUGCCAUUUCCUCCUCAAAUACUGGUCUUCAGUUUGGUUUUGGUUUUUCAAGACAGAGUUUCUCUGUGUAACAGCCCUGGCUGACCUAGAACUCACAUUGUAGACCACGCUGUCCUGGAACUCAUAGAGAUCCCAAGUGCUGUGAUUCAAGGCAUGUGCCACCACUGCCUAGCUGGUCUUCAGUUUUUCAUCAGACAGUGUCAACACAGUCUAGCAUUUACACCUAGAAUUACAGUUCUGUAAUUGCCCCACUGAGUGUGGAAGGAGACAUUCAGGUGGUGUCAUCCUCCAUUCCUGCUCUGACAGGGAGUCAGUCCCCAGUCAGAUGACUUGCUACACGGCCAGUGUCUUCUUUCCUAGGACAGCUUCACGCCAUUCUGCACAAGUGCUUUCUCUCAGCUGUGGCUACAGGGAAGACCCAUUGUCCUUUGCCAGUUUUUUUGUUUUGUUUUUUCCUUGCUGUCACUGCCCUAGUGUAGUGCCAUUGUUAGUGUAAGGAAGGCUUGGAUGGAAAGUCUGCUCUGCCCAAUGGGCUUUGUGAAGGCUAACAUUUAGUAUAAAGAGCCUCACAGUGGUUAUGAGCAGGAAGCUGUGAGGCCAUCACCUGAAGGGUCUACUUGGGGCUGCUGCAAGGAGAAUUGCAUGCAUUUUUUUUUCUUUAUAGAGACCACUUUUAAGAAGUAACAAAUUAUUCUUUGUAGCCACUCAUUAGGCAUAGAUUUUUCAGACCCAUGAUGCUGUUGAUAUUUUAAAUGACUAAAAAAAGUCUUUGAGUUUGGAAAGUUCAGGAGAGGAAGCCUGGGUAAGUUCCUUUAAAGCAUGCUUGGCUUACUGUGGUUAGCACCAGAUGAUCUUAGUAGGAUGGUAAUGUAAACAUCUCAUAGCAUGACUUUCCCUCUCUCAUGGGCAUGUAUGUAUAUCAUGGGUCAGGGAAGAACACUCCAGUGUCUGCGGCAGCAGCAUGGAGACAGCUGGCACCCAGGACACCCAUAUAGCUUAUUCCACUUGAUUUGCUUGGACCCAUUUUAUUUUUGCCUUAUUAGAAAUAAAGUGGUAAAGAUCCAUCCAUGUAGAUAUAAUAGAAUUAUCUAAAAAGCCUGCUUGCCAGUCUUACAAAUAAAGUUGUUUCCUAGAAGUUAUUCUAACAAUUUGCUUACUUUGUUAGCUCUAAAUACUAUUUGCAAAGAAGCAAUGAGCUUCAAAAACCAGUUUGUCUAUUAAGUGGCAAACUUAUUAUCCUUGGUAAAUGUGUAUUUAAUAAAUACUAUUUAAUCUAAAUUUAGGUUUCAUGACACUUUAGACAGUACCACCCUUAAGUUAGAAGUAACUCACCAUGAUCACCCUGCUUAGUGCACAUAACACUGAGAUACAAACUCUUGGCUGUGGUUUCAGCACCUAAAGACUCAGACUUUUCUCAUUGUGUCCAACCACGGUUCUUUAAUGUAAGUAUUUACUUAAACUAGACUUUUUUUUUUUUUCCGGGGGCAGGGGGGUUCGAGACAGGGUUUCUCUGUGGCUUUGGAGGCUGUCCUAGAACUAGCCCUUGUAGACCAGGCUUGUCUCGAACUCAGAGAUCCACCUUCCUCUGCCUCCCGAGUGCUGGCAUUAAAGGUGUGUGCCACCCUGGCCCGGCUAAACCAGACUUUAAAUGGGGAAAUGCUAGACAGCCCAUUCUUAACUAAAAAUCCAAACAAAUUUGCUUUAAGUGGAAGGGGAAAAUGUUGCUCUUAAAAUACUUUGUGGCAAUGGAGCAUCAGAAACUUUGUUACAUCCCACAUUCUGCUGUAGGCAUGUUUUCUCUGUGAGCCACUGACGUCUAAAGAUUAUGGUUUCCUGAUACCAACACUAUGGAGUAAUCAAUGUUGGGAAACCAAACAAGACUUUGUAGACUACCACAGGUGCUUGGUAGAGCUGUCUGCCUUUGGAUGAACAAGCCAGUGGGCAAGAAGAAUCUUCAUUCUCGUUAUUGGGGAGGGGGACCCUAAAUGGAGAUCUAUUUCAUUUUCUGUUUAUACAUGAUGAUUCAAAAUUAACAAGCAUUUCCAUUGUAGUCUCUGUGUGUGUAUAUGUGUGAGGGGGGGGAAAUGUGAUAAAAAGUUACAAGCAUUUACAUUGUAGUCUGUGUGUGUGUGUGUGUGUGUGUGUGUGUGUGUGUGUGUGAGAGAGAGAGGGGGGGGUGAUACAAAAGUUACAAGCAUUUACAUUGUAGUUUGUGUGUCUGAGAGAGAAAGAAGGGGGUGGGGGAUGAGGUAAGGGAGUUGGUGCAAAAAUGUAAAUAACCCAAAAGGUUUGGUUACUGGCAUUUAAUUGAGAAAUACCAGCAAAAACUACUGCUUUUAACAGUCACAUCCUCUUGUCUCUUUGUUUAAAUGCCUUUUAUUUUUUUCAUUUUACUUUUGAUGUUAAAGUGCACUGAAAUAUCAUGUUUUACUUGCCUUAGUAGUUAUAAUUAUUAGCAUUAUCCUUCUGGAGAAAAUACAAAGGCUGAAAAUCUGAUUUACAGGUACAAGCCAACUUUAUGUCCAAACUUUAUGUUUAAGCUUUGUAGCAGUUUUACAGUGAUUGUCCAAACUGGAUUAGACUUUUGCAUUGAAGUCAAAGUAUGGGUAAGUCUAGCACAUAUAAUAAAAUCUUGCUAUAUUCUGUGGCUACAUUAUUUUUUAAACUUGUCUGUCUCUUGGCAUAUUAUAUAGAGGUCAUUUCUUGAAUAAAACAGGAUGGCCUAAACAAUUCAGUAAUUAUUGAAGAAGUGAGUUACGGUGUGUAACAUCAGUCUGUGUCACACCACUACUUCUAUUUGGAAAUCCGCAUUUUAGGAAAACCUUGGUGGAUGACUGGAUGUGACAUGUUGGACUGGUUUUUGGUAGACUUUUCAGUUCAGUGUUAGGCCUUUCAUGUUUGUAUCUAUGUACAUCUGUAUGUGUAGUAAAUAUGAAUUGAAUAGAUGACUUCUUAUUUUAUGUUUUAGGCCAAGAUUGACAGACACCUAAAUAUUCAUGACUUGAGACUAUUCUGCAGCUAUAUAUUUUCAACCUUUGGUGUGCAAAGCAAGACCUGAAGCCCACUCCGGAAACUAAAGUGAGGCUUGCUAAUCCUGUAGAUUGCCUCACAAGUUGUCUGUUUACAAAGUAAGCUUUCCAUCCAGGGGAUGAAGAACACCACCAGCAGAAGACUUGCAAACUCUUUAAUUUGAUGUAUUGUUUUUUUAAAGUGUAUGAAAUGUAGAAAGAUGUAAAGAAAAUAAAUUAGGAAAGACUACUUUGUAUUCUACUGCCAUUCCUAAUGUAUUUUUAUACUUUUUGGCAGCAUUAAAUAUUUUUAUUAAAUAGA